AUGCUUGACCCGAUUGAUUUCCUCGCGCUUCAAUCGAUUCGAAAAGGCUUAUCCGAUCUGCCCGGCUCUAAUUACUUCUCCUCCUGGGAUUUCACCGCCGAUCCCUGUAAUUUUGCCGGCGUCUAUUGCGACGGCGACAGGGUGGUCGCGCUCAAUCUCGGCGACCCGCGUGCCGGCUCGCCCGGGUUGACUGGAAGGCUCGACUCGGGUAUCGGCAGGCUAUCCGCCCUGUCGGAGCUGACGGUUGUCCCCGGUCGGGUUUUCGGGCAGCUUCCCCACACUCUGUCCCAACUGAAGUACCUGCGGUUUCUGGCCAUCAGCCGGAACUUCAUCUCCGGCGGGAUCCCGGAGGGUCUCUCCCAGCUUCGGAUGCUGCAGACUCUCGACCUCAGCUUUAACCAGCUCACCGGCGGCAUUCCCCACGGCGUCGCCGCUCUGCCGGCGCUCUCCAACGUCAUCCUCUGCCACAACCGCCUCGCCGGCACCGUCCCCCCUUUCACCUCCAGAAUAUUAACCCGGCUCGAUCUGAAGCACAACGACCUAUCCGGCCCGAUCCCCCCGAACGGGCUCCCGCCGUCUCUCCAGUACCUCUCCCUGUCGUGGAACCGGCUUUCCGGACCCGUCGACCGGCUGCUCUCCCGCCUGAACCGGCUGAACUACGUCGACCUAAGCCUGAACCAGUUCACCGGCUGCAUCCCGGGAAACAUAUUCACUUUCCCGAUCAGCAACCUCCAGCUUCAGAGGAACCAGUUCUCCGGCGGGGUCUUACCCGUUGACCAGGUGAUGAUCCCAACCGUCGAUCUGAGCCACAACCGCCUCUCCGGAGAGAUAUCGCCGCUUUUUUCGACGGUCCAGACUCUUUACCUCAACAACAACCGGUUCACGGGGCAGGUGCCGGGAAGCUUCGUCGACCGGCUACUAUCCGCGAGUUUCCAGCUUCUGUACCUGCAGCAUAAUUAUCUGACCGGGAUCGAGAUUAAUCCGACGGCGGAGAUUCCCCUGAGCACGUCGUUGUGUCUGCAGUACAACUGUAUGGUGCUGCCGGUGGAGACGCCGUGCCCGUUGAAAGCCGGCAAGCAGAAAACAAGGCCGACGGCGCAAUGCAUAGCGUGGAAAGGGUAA
Molecule: messenger RNA, 1122 nt
Organism: Striga hermonthica
Lineage: Eukaryota; Viridiplantae; Streptophyta; Magnoliopsida; Lamiales; Orobanchaceae
Source: the annotation of a GenBank genome assembly